Penicillium taxi is the source of this 714-nucleotide messenger RNA. RefSeq lists its product as uncharacterized. The transcript has 2 exons. The record is from RefSeq and is a predicted model, not a curated record. Lineage: Eukaryota; Fungi; Ascomycota; Eurotiomycetes; Eurotiales; Aspergillaceae. The annotation marks the transcript as partial.
CAAUUUGAGAAAAUUUCGACUCACGCCGAAACCUUUUCAUUGCCAUGUCCCUUCCAUAAAGACGAUCAGCUCAAUCAUGAUCUCGAUGCAUCGGUUGAUCAUUUGCCAGGUCACCCCCGCAUCAAAAUUAGCGAUCGUAAAGGCUUGUAUGAUUUUAUUCUCCGGGAAGUUUGGUCUGAGGAUCUUGAGUCGAUAUCGGGCAGACUCUGGUGGAUGUCGAAGCAGGAUAGUAGCAAUACCUCUCCGUUACAUCGACAGCGAGUAAAGGGCCGAUGGGUCAUCGUUACUGAGGAUCCUCGGCUACAUCUCGUCUGUAUUGACACCCGAAUUUCCAUUAAACCCCUUCCUAAGUACAUAAUCUCCUACGCAUUCUGGGAUACAAUUAUGAGCGACCCGUCUGAAUAUGGUGCGGCGGCGAAGGUCAGAAAAGCCGCACUCGGGUAUCUGCGGACGUAUUUCUACCUGAUCCAAUACGAAUCAGAUCUACGGAUCGUCAGUCUCGCAGUCUCUACUUCCGAUAAGAGAUAUUCGAGUACCUUGUUAUUUACGGCUUGCUACUGGCUCAGCACUCUGAUCGGAUUUGUGGCUGGUGUCUCUAUGCUGAUUUUGGUAUUUCUUUUCAUUUUCAAAGUGAUCAAGGAGUGGAGGUUUGCGAUAGCCCAUCGGCUGUGGCUGAGACAAAAUACACAGCAAAGACCAAAGGGCCAUAUGUAA